GUGUGUCUACGUGCGUUGCCACAGCCUCACACCACCAUCAUCCCUCACAACCAGCAACCUCCUCAUAACACAAAACUGAUGACGUGAAGUUGAUGAGAAGAAUUCACUCGAUCGAAGACCAGGCAGAACUACAAAGGGAUCUGGACAGGCUGCAGACCUGGUCCAGCAACUGGCUCCUGGAGUUCAAUCCCACCAAGUUCAAAAUCAUGAAGAUUGGGGAAGGACAAAGAAGACCGCAGACGGAGUACAGUCUAGGGGGCCAGAGACUACAAACCUCACUCAAGGAAAAAGAUCUUGGGGAAGACGGCAGCUGAGGUGUAUGUCUCUCUCGUAAUGGCUGACGUGUCCGGAUGUCCCUUGACUGGCAUAUCUGCAUGUCCAGUCAUGGCCAGUGUUAUGCUUCAGCCGCCCGCAGGACCUAACGAGGGACACCUGCUUCCUCACUUGUCUACCUCACCUGUCGGAGAUUCGCACCUGCCUGCCUCAUCUGUUGGAGACUCAGGCUUACUCACCUCACCAAUCUCAUCCUCAGCCUCGGUGACCUUAAAGGGCAGCGUUACCCCAUCGCCUCGUAUGAAGAAGCUGUUGGAAGGUGCCAAUCACCCCGGAGACUCCCACAAUCCUCCACAACCCCCACAAUGGCUUGACCGUGAGCUCUUUGACCGAGGACGUGAGUUUUAUAAGCGUUAUCUUUACUGUUUGGGCACCUCGGACUUACUGUCCCUAGUGAUGACGCUCAGUGCGGAGCGGGCACUGAAACCUCUCAUCUACACAGGACGCUCAGACACUCCUAUGAAGGCUCUUAGACGCUAUUUUUCCACGCUUCUGCACCUCAUCACAUGGUUCACUGGAGACGUCUGGGACCCCAAUAAUUCCGCUCACAAAGACAUAUUGUUCGUGCGGUCAAUACACUGCAAGUUAAGCCGAACCUUCAACUCCUCCACAUAUAAAGAGAAAGUGACGGCAAUUAACGUUACCAAGAAAGGACACAAGGAACCUGCUAAAUCUCUCAAUUCUGCCAUUCGUCAAGAUUUACAACGAGUGGCAGAAGAGACGUUGCCCUUGGAGACUGCAGACACUCCGGUUAUUUACAUAAAUCAGCUGGACAUGAGUCUGACACAGUACGCAUUCAUGGGGCUGAUAGUAGCGCACCCGGAGAAGCUGGGAGCCGGAGCCGCUACCGAAGAAGAGAUAGCUGGCUUGAUCCACUUCUGGAGAGGAAUUGGCUGGCUUAUGGGUGUUGAGGACCAGUACAACUUCUGCAGUGGCUCCUUGGUUGAGACGAAAGAGUUAUGUCUCGAGGUGGAGCGUCUUAUUUUUAUACCUCUCUUGGCCAAGGUCGACUGGAACUACGAGCACAUGGCCACGUCUCUCAUGACGGGUAUAAACUACAUCGUGCCUUUCAUUUCCUACCCCGCCAUGUUCCGAUACUUGGCUUAUAUCCUAGACAUCCCCGUGUCAACUUUCGUCAGCAAGACGUCCUACCUGCACUCCUUCCACUACUGGCUAAUGCGCCUCACCUUCUCCCUCAUCCUCCUGGUGCCCUGCCUGCUGGUGCUUCUUAACUCUCUCUUCCUUUCACUCAUUGAUGUAGCUCAGAGGAAGAGAUUCAAGCUGACCAUGUCUGGAAGCCCAAAGCUUCAUGAAGCUUCACCUGAGCACUGAUGAGGAGCCUCCUGACCUAUCCCAUUUACAAUGUAUAAGAAUAUAAUGGAGAAGCACUACCUGUUGGCCCAUGCUGGGCAGGUCAUUCCUAUACCCAUCAUUUUUCAUUAACACUUUAAGUAGUUUAAAGUGUCAGAAUUAAUGACUUGGCAGACUGUUCCAGUCAUUUAUAACUCCAUCACUAAUUCAAUAUCAACUGUCAUAACUUAGUGAUAAGAGCAGCGCCUCUCAUCACCCAGGUUCGGGAAUCAGGUCUCCGUCUGGAAAACAAUAUUCCUGAAUAAGUAUUUCCAAUUACCUUUCUAAAUCAGAUGGUAUCCAACUUGAAACCCUUUCUCGAUAUCUUUUCUAGUUAACCCUCAGCACCCUAUUUAUAUCUCAUCUAUUCAUAUCCAUCUUUUACUUUUCUACCUUAAUCAGUUCAGAUUAUUAUUACAAUCAAGACUAAGCACUAAAUCCGCAAGGUUCAUACAGUAACCAGUUCAGAACCACGGGGCCAACCUCUUCCUGAGGACCUGUGGGAGGCAUAUUACCCCACUGGUCUGAGUAUCGGGUGACAUUACAGAAUUGUAGGAGAUAGAUAUUUUUCACCCCAUACCGCCUCCUGACAGGGCAGGUGGUUCCUUAGCUAGGCUAGCCGCAAGAAUAGCAUGUCCGUCUCAUGAUUAGCGGACGUAGUAUCGAGUCUCCAUCACUUCUUGUACUAAAUGCCCCACACGGAUUUAGCGCACCACAUGCAGUAUAAGCAACAAUAAUAAUCUCCCCUCCAGUGAAUUUACGUUGUCAUCCUUCUCUGUAUAUUCGCUAAUGCAUUUAAAUCCAUCCUGUAUCAUUAGAGCAAAGAUAUACAAUACCGACAGUUUGAUAAAUAAUACACGUAUGUAACACCUGGGUAUCUUUAAUGAUGAAUAAGUCAAAUGUACAACACCUGGGUAUCUCUAUUAGAGACAUUUCGUAGCAGACUUUUGUUCAGAGACAUUUAUACUGGAACCAGUUGUGAGGUGCAACAGUAGAAGACAUCAUCAAAGGUGGGCGGAACCAACUACGUAAAGUAAGUCAUAUCUAUAAGGUGGGCCAGAUGAUAGCAAUAGAGUUGAAGAAAAAAUCUUCUCCACCAAACUCCAUGGUGAAUCUAAUACAAAGGCUUGAGGACGGAGAUUUUUGUACUAGAGCCAGUGGAAGAAGAGGUGAAGCUCAACAACUGGAAAUAUAUCUUCUCUCUUAGUUGUUUCUGUGUUAGGGUUGAAGGCCUGGAGUUUACCUGCAGAGGGUUUCGGGGGUGAACGUCCCCGGGGCCCGGUCUGAGACCAGGUCUCAUGGUGGAUCAGAAGACGCUGCUAGUGGCAGAACGUUUCCCUUAAUAUGUCCUCAAAUGUACAUAACUGUCUAUUUCCAGACAGUUGAAAAUACUGUCACAGGUGGGAAGGACCCACUAGUGGAAGUCAUGCACACAAGGUGGGCUAAAUGUUAACAAUAGAGGUGCGGAAAAUAUCCUUUGUACGAAGACUCGACGGUGUUUCUGGGUCUGAUAAGCAUCUGCUGAAGAAAAACCUGCUGUAUGGGCGAAACGUUUCCCCAUUAAAGAUACACAGGUGUUGCAUUCUAAAUGGAGGUCAGAACCGCUGUUCGUAAUCUAAAUGAAUCUUAUUAAUGAUGCGCAUAACUGAUGAAUGAGACACUAGACUCUAGAGGAAUAGUGUAACAUCACAUAAGUUCUGGGGGAUGUAACAUCAUUAUUUUGUAACCUCCAGGACUGAAUGGUACGACGCAGGACUUCAAUUUGAAUCCCAUCCACUCACUGACAGU
Messenger RNA from Cherax quadricarinatus, 3471 nucleotides. RefSeq lists its product as uncharacterized. The record is from RefSeq and is a predicted model, not a curated record. Lineage: Eukaryota; Metazoa; Arthropoda; Malacostraca; Decapoda; Parastacidae.